AGAGAAGGAGUUUGGCGUUGCACAUAUAAUAGAGGGGCGAGAGGGCGCGGCUUGUCCAGACGUUCUCUGUCCCGCCGACGACGAUCAUGUCGAGAAAGUUAAUAUUCCUACUUGGAUUCGUUUAUCUCUUUUCCGUUGCUGCCGUGAACGGACAAGAUGAUGAGGGCGAUGGACUUGAUGCAAAUGCCGAAGAAUUGUGCGCAGACAGACCUGGUGAUGAGUACUUCCGGUUAAACACUGAAGGUGAUUGUCGAGAUGUUGUAAGGUGUGACAAAGCAACGGAAAUUGGGGUAACGAGAUUGGCAACGGUUCGGUGUCCGACCGGACUGGCUUUCGACAUCGAGAGGCAAACCUGCGACUGGAAGACAAACGUCAAAAAUUGUGAUCAGCUCGAGAAGCCCCGAAAGGUUUUGCCGAAAUUGAAGACGGACGAGCCAAUUUGCGACGAGGGCAAAUUAUCCUGCGGUAAUGACGAAUGCAUCGAAAAAGAAUUGUUCUGCAAUGGUAAACCCGACUGUAAGGACGAAUCCGACGAGAAUGCCUGCACUGUGGAGACUGAUCCGAACCGUGCACCGGACUGUGAUCCGACUCAGUGCGUACUACCCGAUUGUUAUUGCUCGGCCGAUGGUACCCGGAUUCCUGGCAACAUAGAUCCUCAACAAGUGCCGCAAAUGAUAACGAUUACGUUCAACGGUGCGGUCAACAUAGACAACAUAGAUCUUUACGAAGAGAUAUUCAACGGUCAACGACAAAAUCCAAAUGGUUGUCAAAUUCGAGGUACCUUCUUCGUGUCUCACAAAUAUACGAAUUAUUCGGCGGUGCAGGAUCUUCACAGGAAAGGCCACGAGAUCGCGGUGUUCUCAUUAACCCACAAGGACGAUCCGCAAUACUGGACUCAAGGAACUUACGACGAUUGGUUGGCCGAAAUGGCGGGUGCUCGGUUGAUCAUUGAACGUUUCGCCAAUAUCACCGACGGUUCGAUAAUCGGUAACCGCGCUCCCUAUCUUCGCGUCGGUGGUAACAAACAAUUCGAAAUGAUGGCCGAUCAAUUCUUCGUCUACGAUGCCUCCAUCACCGCUUCCCUCGGUAGGGUACCGAUAUGGCCGUACACCCUUUACUUCCGCAUGCCACACAAGUGUAAUGGCAACGGUGGAAAUUGUCCCUCGAGAUCUCAUCCCGUCUGGGAAAUGGUGAUGAACGAGCUUGACCGUCGGGAUGAUCCAACAUUCGACGAAUCCCUUCCCGGUUGUCACAUGGUUGACUCCUGUUCGAACAUCCAGAGUGGUGAACAAUUUGGUCGCCUCCUCAGGCACAAUUUCAAUCGUCACUUCAAUACCAACAGAGCACCCUUGGGUCUUCAUUUCCACGCUUCGUGGCUCAAGAGCAAGAAGGAAUACAAGGACGAACUCAUCAAGUUCAUCGAAGAGAUGUUGGUCCGCACCGAUGUAUACUUUGUCACGAUGGUCCAGGUAAUCAAGUGGAUGCAGACGCCCACGGAGCUCUCUGCUCUUCGUGACUUCCAGGACUGGAAAGAGACUUGCGACGAAAAGGGUCUGCCGUACUGUUCUCUACCGAACGCGUGCCCGUUGACGACACGCGAGCUUCCGGGUGAGACGCUUCGACUCUUCACGUGUAUGGAGUGCCCGAAUAAUUACCCAUGGCUGUUGGAUCCAACCGGUGAUGGUUUUUCGGCCAACAAAAAAUGAGAAUUUUCGUUUCAAAGGCGAGAAAUAAAUUCAUCAAACUAAUCAAACGGAGGGGCCUUCCGUUGACAACUGACAAAAGUACACAAAAAACAGCUUCUAUAAGCAAAUAUUCUCUAUAUAUAUGGACAGAAAUUCAAUGAGAGGCCUGUUCGUUUCAUGUUUUGAACAUAUUCUCGAACGGGAAAAGUGGGGAGACAAAUAUAUAAUUCUCAAAAACCCCGCGCUUGUACAUAUUUUGAAACCCGAACGAGGAAAAAAAGGAAUAUGUCUUCAGUGACAAAACCCGCCGAGACUAAGUCGGAGGACCCUGAAUGGCGAUAAGGGUCGUGUUAAAAACAUCGAGUCUCAUGGAGGCCUAAGAAAUGAGCUAAUCAGUGUGUGCCUUUGGUUCUCGUAGACUGUGUUUUCCUUAUUCAAAAUCAAGACACGAAGAAACUAAAACGUUUUUUACUCUUGAAUUCGGGCCUGGUGACUUAAAAAAUAUAGUUACUUUUUCCGUCGUACCGAUCCUUUACCGUUUAGCGACUAAGCAAAGACUUCACCUGUCUUUAUUGUAUUGAAUUCUUUAUUAACUGAUUGAAAUAUAUUUCGGAUGAAACCGAUUGGGAAGCUUAA
Venturia canescens is the source of this 2321-nucleotide messenger RNA. RefSeq names its product LDLa and CE4_CDA_like_1 domain-containing protein vermiform (gene verm). Lineage: Eukaryota; Metazoa; Arthropoda; Insecta; Hymenoptera; Ichneumonidae. Gene Ontology annotation, biological process: carbohydrate metabolic process. The transcript is spliced from 6 exons. Gene Ontology annotation, cellular component: extracellular region. Gene Ontology annotation, molecular function: chitin binding; protein binding. The record is from RefSeq and is a predicted model, not a curated record. Bases 87 to 1706 code for a protein of 539 amino acids.